UCCCGGUGCAUUACUGGGAGAAGACGGUUGGUUCCCUGCGGUUAGAGUAGGUGUUUAAUCAUGGCGCUGGCAGCAGCUAGGCCGUUUUUGUCGGAAGGUGGUUAUGGAGAGCAGGAAAUGGACGCCAACUCUGCUCUGAUGGAGCUGGAUAAAGGACUGAGAUCAGGGAAACUUGGUGAGCAAUGUGAGGCAGUUGUUCGUUUCCCUAGGUUGUUUCAAAAGUACCCAUUUCCGAUUCUUAUAAACUCUGCUUUUUUGAAGCUUGCAGACAUCUUCAGAGUUGGAAACAACUUUCUGAGAAUGUGUGUGUUGAAAGUCACUCAGCAGAGUGAAAAGCACUUGGAGAAAAUCUUGAAUGUUGAUGAAUUUGUGAAGAGAGUCUUCUCAGUCAUCCACAGCAAUGAUCCAGUGGCCAGAGCCAUCACUCUCCGAAUGCUGGGAAGUAUGGCUUCGAUUAUUCCUGACCGAAAAAAUGCUCAUCACAGCAUUCGGCAAAGUCUAGAUUCACAUGAUAACAUUGAAGUAGAAGCUGCCAUUUUUGCUGCUGCCCAUUUUUCUGCACAAUCCAAAGAUUUUGCUGCAGGAAUUUGCAACAAGAUUGGUGAAAUGAUUGAAGGAUUAGCCACACCUGUGGAUCUGAAGUUGAAACUGAUCCCCAUUCUGCAGCAUAUGCAUCAUGAUGCUACCCUCGCUUCCAGCACUCGAAUCCUUCUGCAGAAAUUGGUAGCAUUAUACCCCUCUACCAAGAUGGUAAUAGUUACACUUCAUACUUGUACACAACUAGCUGCAUCUUCACUGGUUGAUAUUCCAAAGCAGAUUCAACUUUUGCUGCAAUAUUUGAAAGAAGACCCCAGAAAAGCUGUGAAAAGACUCGCUGUUCAGGAUCUGAAAUUGUUGGCUCAUAAAACGCCACACAUGUGGAGCAGAGAUAACAUUCAGUCACUUUGUGAAUGUGCCCUUCAGAGCCCUUAUGACAGCUUGAAAUUGGGUACACUCUCUGUUUUGUCUACGUUGUCUGGAACUAUAGCUGUGAAACAGUACUAUUACAGUUCACAAGGAAACACUACUGCUCCCGUGCAUCCUGAUGACCUGAUAAAACUUGUACAAGAGUGUUGUUACCAUAGCAACUGUGCAAUUGCAGCCCACAGUGUUACUGUUCUGACGAAUGUAGCUUCCUGCUUGGAGAAAGACCUUUUAUCUUUGGAACAAGAUGCAGUAUUUGCACUGGAGUCUCUCCUAGUUCUUUGUAGCCAGGAAAAUGGUGCAGGAGCACAGAACGCUUUAAAGACUGCAUUUACUUGCAUGGUAAAGCUGACACGUAGUCGCCCUCACCUGAGCCAGCCUGUGGUUGAAUCUCUGCUGACCCAACUACAUAAUGCACAGGACGCUGCUCGUAUUCCAAUGUGUCAUAGCCUUGCAGCUAUAGCAAUGCAGUUGCCUGUCUUGGGAGAAGGGAUGCUAGGAGAACUGAUGGAAUUGUAUAAAAUGAUUGGAUCUUCAUCGACAGACAAACAACAAGAACUUCUGGUAGCAUUGGCUGCUGUCAUUUUUGUAGCCAAUCAAAAAACUUUGUCUUCUGAAGUCAAAAGUGUCAUAAAACAGCAACUGGAAAAUGUAGCCAAUGGCUGGACAGUUUACAGAAUUGCUCGGCAGGCAUCGAGAAUGGGAAACCAUGAUAUGGCUGGAGAUCUUUACCAUGGCUUGUUGACACAGGUGGCAUCUGAACAUUUUUACUUUUGGAUAAACAGUUUGAAGGAAUUCUCGAGAGCAGAGCAAUGUCUGGCUGGCCUACAGGACAGUGAAUCUAGUGUCGCACUGGCCUGUAUUGCUGAAGCUUUAAAAUAUUACCAGAGGGGCAUAGCUUCAUUGACGGCUGCAAGCACACCUUCCAACCCCCUGACUUUUCAGUGUGAAUUUGUCAAACUGAGGAUUGACAUGCUGCAGGCCUUCUCCCAGUUGAUUUGUACCUGUAACAGCCUGAAGACCAGUCCUCCACCUGCCAUUGCCACAGCAAUUGCUAUGGCAUCUGGGAAUGAUUUACAGAGGUGUGGCCGCAUUACCAACCAGAUGAAGAUAUCAAUGGAAGAGUUCAGAAGUUUGGCAACACGCUACCAUGACCUUUAUCAGUCAUCCUUUGAUGCUGACUCUGCUACCUUGAGAAAUGUUGAGCUACAACAACAAAGUUGCCUACUGAUUUCCCACUCUAUUGAAGCUCUAAUCCUAGAUCCAGAUUCUGCUAGGCUGGACCAGGCAUAUCAAUAUUCUGUCUACAGUAUCAGAAUAGAUACUGAGUGGUUUUGGACAUGUGGGACAUUUCAUGAUCCCUCAAUUUCUUUACGUUUCCAAGAAUAUAGUUCUGGUGGGAAUGUGUAUGCUGAGAGCGAGUAUGAAAGAAGCAUGCUGUCUGUGUUUGCUCAGGUUCUUGAGGAUGUUGAGGCCCUCAACAGAAAGUACCCUCCAGUUUCCUACUUGCACACCAUGUGCCUUUGCCGAGCUAUUAUUUCCUUGCUGAAGGUCCCCUUAUCAUUUCAGAGAUAUUUCUUCCAAAAGCUUCAGUCUACCAGCAUCAAGCUGGCACUGUCACCCUCUCCUCGCACUCCCACUGAGCCAAUCACUGUACAGAAUAACCAGCAACUGGCCCUGAAAGUAGAAGGUGUUAUCCAGCAUGGCUCAAAGCCUGGAUUCUUUCGGAAAAUUCAGGCAGUUUGCCUAAAUGUUUCAUCUUCAUUGCAGACCAAGGGAGUACAGGAUUAUAAGGUACUGCCAGAGAAUAUGACGAAUGAAAUGGAGCAGCGGGUGGAGCCCCAUAAUGACUAUUUCAGCACUCAGUUCCUGUUGUGUUUUGUUGCACUUGGGAACCACAGUGUUACUGUUGAAGCAUCUGUUAUUGAUUCUAAUGGCAUCAUUUGGAAAACAGGACCCAAAACCACUAUUGCUAUCAAAUCCAUGGAGGAUCCAUUCUCUCAGCAGUUACGCCUGCAGCAGCAACAGCAAUCACAACAACAGUCACAGCUGCAAAGGAAUGCACUCUGCAGAUUUUAAUGAUGAAUCACUUCAACUUGGGAAAUGUGCUUUGUGAAUAUUUUGUAAGGUUUUUGGACUUGUAUCUCUUAAAUAUUACAUGACCAGCAUAACACUCAGUGAAGAAUAUUAGGGAUGUAAUUAUGCCUUCGAAUUCCCUAAUCUUGUAUUAAACAGUUUGUACUCUGGAUUAAUGUGUUCUUUUUUGCAAUCUUUAAGUUUCUACACCAGCCCUUUCUGCCUUGUCCAUCAUAAUAUAAACCAAAACUAUUCCUGUCACUUCCAGCGCUGCUCUUUGGAUUAGUGGCCCUUUCUGUUGAGCUAGAUUGCACACUAUUGUUCUCAACUCCCUACGUUAUAAGAGUACACAGUGAUUUAACUGGUUCUGUCAGAGCUGAGAUUCUUAGUAAAUCAGUUUUAUUCUGCCUUCCAGAAUCUAUCUAGGAACAUAUUUUAAACUUAUGUUUUUGAUAAAUUCUUUAUCCAUUGAUGUUGAUUUUGGAAGGUUUGUGAACUUGGAUCAAGCAAUAACUGAGUUAUGUGUCAAUCAUGCAACAACAUAAAAUUUGGAUCAACAAAAUUAAUGAAUGUCACAAACCCAACAAUUAUUAAAAGAGCCUUUGCUUCUUAUUCCUUAAUUCUCUUAACAAGCAAAGAUAUAUCAGUCUGUCUUGAAGAUUUCAAUUGGUUGAGCAUCCCACUGAGCCUUUUGGAGAAUAGAGCAGAAUGUCCCAGGUAUUCACUGCACUUUGUGUGAAAAUGUGCUUCCUGAUUUCACAAUUAUAAACUGAGUUGAAAGAGCCUGUCUCGACCAGUUCCAAGACCACUCUGGGUGCAAGUCUGAUUUCACGAGUUUCGCAAUUUAUUAAGAUUAUCACAGUAGAUACAAAAGAAUGCUACUUAAUAAGGCAAUAAAUUCAGUCAGUUCACAAUGGAACACCAGUUUGUGACUCUCUACCUGAAUGAGUGCUUGUUUCAUUUUUGACCGAACUCUGACUUCUCUCCUCAUUCUCCAUGGCUGACUGCUAAAAAUUGCUGCCAUUUAAUUCUUGCCAGCCACUUCUACUGUACAUAGUUAUUAAUAUUCCUGAGUUCUGAUUUGCUUGCCAGUGCAUGAGCAGCACAUCUCUGGUUAGCUAGGUGAUUUAUGGCCAAUUGGUUUCUUAAGGUGGUGGUCAUCUUAUUGAAACAAUUUCUCAUCUCCUGACUGGUUCCCUAAAAUGUCAAGUCACUUUGAAAGGACAAUAUUAUCUAGCU
Stegostoma tigrinum is the source of this 4278-nucleotide messenger RNA. RefSeq names its product integrator complex subunit 7 (gene ints7). Bases 61 to 3042 code for a protein of 993 amino acids. NCBI's taxonomy places the organism in Eukaryota, Metazoa, Chordata, Chondrichthyes, Orectolobiformes, Stegostomatidae. Gene Ontology annotation, cellular component: integrator complex. The record is from RefSeq and is a predicted model, not a curated record. Gene Ontology annotation, biological process: snRNA 3'-end processing. The transcript is spliced from 21 exons.